Messenger RNA from Neurospora hispaniola, 2900 nucleotides. RefSeq lists its product as uncharacterized. The record is from RefSeq and is a predicted model, not a curated record. Bases 222 to 2435 code for a protein of 737 amino acids. Lineage: Eukaryota; Fungi; Ascomycota; Sordariomycetes; Sordariales; Sordariaceae. Gene Ontology annotation, molecular function: protein binding. The transcript is spliced from 4 exons.
CCGUCCAUUCCUCCAAAGACCCAACGGGUUCCUGCCGCUACUUGUACAUACCCAGGGCCAGCACAGCACGAUUCAUCGUCGUUUCAGACACGACGACAGCCAACGGAGCAAUCCCACUCAUCUUCUCCCGAAGUCUACAUUGCAUGUAUACCCGACUACUGGUUUGCAUGGUUAUCCACGACGACAACUCUCAGUAUUAAAAGAAGCUCCACCGACAAACUAUGGCCGAGGGCGAAAUCGCGCCAUCCUUUGGCACCGUGCUCAAGGAUGGCUUUAAACCGGCCAAUGUCUAUGUGGCCAACAACAUUGCCUUCUUUGACGAUGUGCAGGCUUUCUACCGUGAAAGGAGCGCCGCCGAGAAGCGAUAUAGCGCCGAGCUGAGCGCAAUAGCAAAGAAGUACUAUGACAAGAAAGCCAAAAAGUCAACGAGCCUGAGUGUCGGCGACACCCCCACAAUGACCCCUGGGUCCCUUGAGAGCGCCUCGAUGACUACAUGGUCUACCAUUCUAACCAAGCUUGAACUGGUCGCCAGCGAACACGAUCGACUCGCGAACGAGUUUGUCACCAAGAUUGCGGAACCGAUCAAAGAAGUGGCCAUUAAACUGGACGCGCAACGCAAACGCCAAGUCGAAUAUGCUGAAAAGCUAGAAAAAGAAAAAGAAGCUCAGUAUGCCGCACUGCAGAAAGUCAAGACCAAGUACGACUCGGUAUGCCAGGAUGUUGAGAGCAAACGCAAAAAGUCAGAGUCGGCAUUUGACAAGGCAAAGGCGCAGAGUUCGUUUCAACACCAGCUACAAGAGAUGAACAACAUGAAGAACACCUACCUGAUCGCCAUCAACGUUACCAACAAGCAAAAGGAGAAGCACUACCACGAAUUCCUUCCCGAAGUCAUGGACAACCUGCAAGAUCUUGCCGAGUUCCGCACAAUGAAGUUGAACGGGUUUUGGUCCGAAGCCACUCAGCUUGAGUUUUCCAUGCUUCAGAACUGCAGUGGUGAGGUUGACCACAUGGCCAAGGAGAUUGUGCGGAAUGAACCUCAGCUAGAUUCGAUGAUGUACAUGCAGCACAAUACCGGUGCCUUCCAGGAGCCUCCCGACAAGGUGUUUGAGCCAAGCCCAGUAUGGCACGAUGAUGAUUCCAUGGUUACGGACGAGCCAGCCAAAAUCUAUUUGCGCAAUGUGCUGAAUAAGUCAAAGGGCCAACUCGGAGAAUUGCGACGUGAGGUAGAUAAGAAGAGGCGAGAGGUGGAAGCAACCAAGCGAGCGAAACAGAGGGUGCUUGAAGGGACAGAGCAAACACAGGAUGAGUUCUUGGUUCUCACGCAGCUCUUCUUGCAGCAAGAGGACCUGCAUCAGGUCGACCGGAAGCGGUUGACAGCAGAGGUCGAGACGUCCACCAUUACUUCAGCCGUUGGUGACGUGACACUGGGUGCCAAGAGCCACAAUUUCAAGUCGCAAACCUUCAAGAUUCCCACUAACUGCGAUCUGUGCGGGGAGAGAAUAUGGGGCUUGUCAGCCAAGGGCUUCGAUUGCCGGGACUGCGGGUAUACUUGCCAUAGCAAAUGCGAGAUGAAGGUACCGGCCGAGUGUCCAGGGGAGCUGAACAAGGAGGAGCGUAAAAAGUAUAAGCAGGAACGACAAGAGCUGGCCAACACGCUGCUUAAGCCUUCCACAUCGUCGAGCCAUGUUAACGAGAUGCCUGAUCUCACUCGGUCAAACACAGUCAGCUCGGUGCGUUCUGGGUAUGCGGCCAGCGCUCAACGAUCGAUUUCCGGGCCCAUUUCGCCUGACGACGAUGCGCCUCCAGAUGUCCCUAACACAAGGCCACCGGCAGCCUCACCAACACCGUCUAGCGCACCCCGGAAGAAUCGUAUCCUGGCCCCGCCACCCCCGGCAUUCAUGAGCGAAGUGCCAGGAAGCGCCUCUAAUGGCGGGGGGCACCAGGAACAGAAGGCGAAGAUGCUAUACACCUUUGAAGCUGGAGGUGAAGGCGAACUCUCAGUGCCCGAGGGAAGAGAACUGGUGGUCUUGGAACCAGAUACGGGAAGCGGGUGGACAAGGGUGCGGGCUGGCUACAAGGAAGGCAAUGUACCGACAUCAUACGUCGAGAUACUACCACCAACUACUCCUACGGCUCUCGUACCACAGCACACGGGCCAAUCGGGCCGGCCACCAUCGACUUACUCCAACAGCGGCUCAUCCAUUGCGGCAUCAACGAAGAAGAAGGGGCCUGCAGUGGCGCCAAGACGGGGAGCCAAAAAGCUUCAGUAUGUUGAGGCGCUGUACGAUUACCAAGCUGGUAGCGACACGGAGCACAGCAUGACUGUGGGCGAGAGAUUCGUUCUGAUUAAGGAGGACCAAGGAGAUGGGUGGGCAGAGGUCGAAAAAGGAGGAGUGACAAAGAGUGUCCCGGCGAACUACGUCCAGACUGUAUAGUAUACCUGUCGAUGCGCUUUUCAUGGCUCAAGACAGGUUCGUUUUGAUCCCGGACAGAGCUUGACAAUGCGAUGCGAUAGCUCCCCCGCCUGGAUCUGAAGAUUGGAUUUGAUCAUCACCCCAUGAAAACGGGGGAAAAGCUUAAAUUAAUUCCUCAGGGACCUGCGAAGAUCUCACGGACUCUUAUUUGUAUGUCAGUCUUCAACUGCAACGUCGGUUCAGGAGUGUUGUUGAUCGGUAGUCAGCUUAGUUUGCUUCCCCCUUUCUCCCGCUCCCUUCUCAUUACCCCUUUUUAGUUGUUUGGGGUACCCUGCCAAGAUCACGAGUUUCUGAAACGGUAUGACGUAGUUGGUGCAUGGGCCAAUAAAUUUCUAUCCGGUCUUCUUCCGUCGACAAGCCAUUCACUUCCAUCCAGAAAGCUUCAAGCUUGUCCAUAAUUGUCGUGAGUUCAAGCUUUCUUUGCCA